AUGAAAUUUUUUUAUUCAUUAAUUCUAAUUUUAUUAACAAUUAAUUAUAUAAACGCAAAUUGUAACUGUAUACCAAUCGGAGAUACAUGUAAACAUGGUGAAAUUUGUCAAGGUGCUGGAUAUUGUGGAACACCAGGGACCGCAUCUUCUAACGACCAAUCCAUUUGUGUCAAUAGAGUAAAUGUUGGGGAACCCUGCUUUGUAGAUGAUAAUUGUUACAUCGGCAUAUACUGUUAUAAAAAAAAUUCAAAUGACACUAAAGGAGUUUGUUCCGAAAUAAAAUAUGCUUUAAAUGGAGAGAAAUGUGCAAAAGAUAUCGAUUGUAUGUCAGAGUUGUCAUCUUGUGUAAAUAAUAAAUGUACUCCUCGUAAAAAUGUAAAUGGUUGUGUGGAAGAUAUGGAUUGCGAAAUGGCUACACAAAUUUGUGUUAAUAAGAUUUGUCAAUUACCAGCUAAAUUAGGAUCAGGUUGUAAAACAAAUGGUGGUACCUGCAAUAAUCUUGAAGGUUUCUGUUCAGCCCCUGCUGGAAGUGAUGAUGGUAUUUGUAAAAAGUAUUUCUCUCUUCAAGAAGGUGAAUAUUGCAAUGCAGGUGAUAAUGAUUAUCAAUGUGAUAGCUCAAAGAACUUAUAUUGUAACAAUAUAAAUAAGAAAUGUCAAGUUUAUAGCUACAUUAAACCAGAUAUUGAAUCAUGUGAUACUUCAAUUCAAUGUAAUGCCCAUCUUAAUGGCACCUCUGCUGAAUCCAGUUGUGUAUGUGGUAAAUGUUACGAAUAUCAACUUGUUAGUUCAAAUGAUCGUAAAGUUGUUACCGAUUUAUUCACAUGUGCCUUAACUAAUGAAUGUAGUUUAGGAGUUCCAUUAGCUUCUAAAGGUUGUAUUACAACCAACUGUGCCAAGGAAUAUUGUGAUUACUAUCUUAUAAAUACUAAGUAUGAUGGUUGUGGUGAACAUGCUGCAAUUUUAUCACAGUUAAAAUGUGAUGUUAAUAACUCAUUUAAAUUAUUACCAUCUCUUUCAUUUUUAAUUUUACUUUUUAUUUAUUUAUUAAUUUAA
This is a messenger RNA of Dictyostelium purpureum, 1053 nucleotides long. RefSeq lists its product as uncharacterized. The transcript has 3 exons. The record is from RefSeq and is a predicted model, not a curated record. The coding region runs from base 1 to 1053 and encodes 350 amino acids. NCBI's taxonomy places the organism in Eukaryota, Evosea, Eumycetozoa, Dictyosteliales, Dictyosteliaceae.